UCGCCGAUAGAACUGAAACAGUUUAUAUCGAGCUGGCCUUAAGUUGACUUACCUCAGUUGGUCUUAGUUCACCAUUGCAAUCACAUUUAAUCACUAAUCGAGGUUUACAUUUUUUUACUUGUGCAUCUCUCUCUAACCCUUUCCGUACAUCUUUUCAUUUGUCCCAUCAAUCAGUAAAUGAAGUGAAAUUUCAUCAACUGCAAUCAACUAACAUUUACGACAACAUCAACUGCAACUUGUGUCUUGGUUUUAAGUUGAAUUGACCAAUUUUGCAAUAUUUGAUCAACUUUAAUCUUUUGAAAUUACAUUUCAACUUUGAAUUUAGUUUUACAACCGAUCAAAUAACAUUGAAAACAUGGUUGAAUUAGGAAGCAUGUCGGAUACCUCAUCAACCGGAAACUCACCCACUUCAACAAUUGACUCAGGUUCAACAACACCCUCCAAUGGAUCCAACUAUUCACCCUCUGGAUCACCUUUGUGCCGUCGACGUCCACUUCGUCGGGAAGAUACUCAAACUCGUCUCUUUGGUCCACCAGAGGAUAGUCCAAGGCGAGUUCGUAAUCAUCUUAAGUCGUCUGUUUUCGCUGAAAAUGUCGUCGAUUCAAGCCCAUUAAAGUCGGCAAAGAAAAAGAUAACCAUUAUCCGUCGUAAUCCGAUCACAGGAGAGGUUUUUGAUGAUAUUUACAGCGAUCGAGUGGCUAAAGUAACUGGAUAUGAUGUUAUUCGUGGUGAGAAUCGAUCACUCUCUUUACCCAAUACACCAGUUCGAACCCGUCAACCACCGGGCGGUAAAUCAUCUGGAAUCUUUUCCUAAACAAUUUCAUCCUAACAAUCAUGAAUAACAAUUACAACAACUACAACAUCAAUGAAACAUCAAUUUAUUAUACAAUUUGAUUGGAUGCUGAACAUUUUGCAAAUGGUUUUACAUGUUCAAUCCCAAAUGACAUGAUAAGAGUCAAAUUAUACAAUUUAUUCAGCAAAUAUUAUUAAUCUUAUUACUUCUAUUAUUAUUACUAUUAUUAUGAUUAUAAGAAAUAGUAUUUGACCAUUUUAUAAGAGUUGAUUUACCAUCUCAAACAAUUUAAUUCAACAAUCAACUUUGUAAGACUUAUGGAUACAACAAACUCUCUUCAAGACUUUGGAGUCUUUUUACACUAAUUUUCAUCCUUUCUUCUUCUUCUUCUCUUUCUUUUUUUUCUGUCUCUUUUCUUCCACCGAACCUUUCUCCUUCUCAUUGACUUGUCUUGAUUAUAACUAUUUGAAUUUUGAAAGAUAAAUUUCAUUAACAAUCAAAAAUCAACAACAAUCUUUAAUAUGAUUUAUCAACCUUGUUUGACUUUUUUUUCAAUGUAGAUACUGAAUGAUACAAUUUUGUGUUUGAUAGUUUGAUUAUAAGAAUAUAAAUUGCUUCUUGAUGCUGCUUGCUCUGCUGAUUAUCGUGCGUAUAAUUAAAAUAUGGAUGAAGGUAAUAACGCAAUUCAAUGAUUAAUUGAGAUUCUUAAAAUUACAAUGGUGACAACUCAAUUUGACUCGUUUCUUUUUUUCCUCGUCAUCUUUUAAUCGAGCAAACAAAACAAUUUUCUUUAUUUGAUUCUCUUUAUUAUUGAUUAUUAUUACGCCCGUCUUUGACUGGUUUUAUACUUUUAUAUUGUCCAGCUAAUUAAAUUGCUAAACAAAAAAUUAAUUAACUAAAAUAAAGAGAUGCCAUCAAUGA
Messenger RNA from Tetranychus urticae (two-spotted spider mite), 1714 nucleotides. RefSeq names its product microtubule-associated protein Jupiter (gene Jupiter). NCBI's taxonomy places the organism in Eukaryota, Metazoa, Arthropoda, Arachnida, Trombidiformes, Tetranychidae. The record is from RefSeq and is a predicted model, not a curated record.